AUACUAUGUUCCAGCCGAGGCCGUUUCGAGGUCGGAUCGCUGUUUGUUUUGAUGGCAGCAGCCGGGGUCCGCAAGACUUUUGCGUUUGACUAUAACGUGUGUAAAAAUAUGAAUGAAAACGCAACGUGAUUAAAUGGUGAUGGAAGAAGACGAGCUUUCGGCCUUCCGAGAGCAAUGGAAACAAGAGUUGCAGAAAAACACCGAGACGUCAAAUAAAGACAAGGAGGGAUAUUUCGGGCACCCCGAUAACGACAGCUCAUCUCUUUACCAAAGCACGAGCUUUUGGGAGAAACAGAGCAGCUCGUCGAAGCAGACUCAGCCCGCACCGAAGGACCAGCCGCAGUACGUGUCGAUCGCCGAGGGUUUGUUGGACGGAAGGAGCGGUCCUCUGCUGGACAGAAUCGAGCAGGAGCGGACGCGCAGGAAACGCGCUCCCUGGAGCGAGGCGAUCCGCACAGACGCGCCCCCCAGCAAAGUCAACAAGGGCCAGAAACUGCUCGAGCAGUUCCUUCAGGAUCUGAAUGAGGUGAAUGACAUCCCAUUCUUUGAUGUGGAGCUGCCUUAUGAACUCGCUCUCAAGAUUUUCUACUUCCUGGGCAGAACGGAUCUAGGACGAUGUGCUCAGGUGUCUAAAUCCUGGAAGGUGCUGGCUGAAGAUAAGGUCCUGUGGCACAGGUUGUGCUUGGAGGAAGGUUAUCACAAUGGGGCAAGUAUCUCUGACUCCCCCUGCUGGAAGAGCACACUCAGAGACUGCCGCAACACAGAGACUGUGGUGAAGUCUAACUGGAAGAAUCGUGUGGGGUCCAUUCGCCACCUGCAGUACGAGUUAGGAAAGGUCUUGUGUGAUGUCAGUUCCUGUGCUGGUCUUGUAAUAGCCGGCUACACCUCUGGUGAUGUGCGCCUGUGGGACACGCUUCACUGGGACAAAUCCUACCUGCACCCCACACACUCCAUCAGAGAUGAAACCCCCGCACCUUACGUUAGUCACGUGCGCGUCAAUAAGACCGUGGCUACAGCCGCUUAUGAGAACGGCUGUGUAGACGUGUGGAGCACUGAAACCGGUCUCGAACCUAUUCAUCAGCACCAGCACCUCCAGAGAGUUCACGCUCUGGAUCUAAGUCCCGACAGUCCGGCUGUGGCGUCUGCAUCAGGACCGGAUGUGAGGGUGGACGCCCCGGAUGAGCAGGGCUACUGGAGAUCACAGUGUCUGGUUCACUUACCAAAGCCCGUAGAUGGGGUGUUGGUGGUACCAGGGAGGCGGGACUUCUCUUUGGUGGCGGCAUGGGCAGAUGAGAGUGUUUACCUGCUGGACUCGAGAGCGAAUGAAGAGCAGGAACUAAGAGUCGUCCACUCUGUAUACGGCCAUCCAGUGACGUGUGUGGAUGUGUCACCCAGCAGAGCCGCUCUGGGGAUCAAGAGCUGCGGAUGGGGCAUGAACGACGGGGGAAACAAGAUUCAGGUGUACAGCCUGGAGACCAGCCAGUGCGAGCUGACCGUGGGGAACUCGGCGGGAGACUUCACCUACGUCAACCUGAGAGACAGCCACCCUCACCUGCUGGUGUGUGGGAACAAAGACAGGCGAGUGAGAGUAUUUGACUUGCGUACGGGCUCGUCAGUGGUCUCUUUAUACGCCCAUCACAUGGGCGUGACCACCGUCCAGGCAGAUGAUUGGAAGAUCGUGAGCGGCGGUGGCGAGGGAUUGGUCAGUGUGUGGGAGAUGAGGAUAGGAGCCAAACUCUGGGAAAUGCACAACAGACACCCGGUUCGUCACAUACGGUUCAACGCCAGCACCCUGGUGACGGCCAACGUCCCCGAUGAGAAGAGCCCUCGCGGGGCUUGUAUCACAGACGAUGACCUCACCGCUCACCGCAGAUACAGAGGUCUGAUCUGUCACUAUGACUUCUCGAUGGACUCGUCUGCUCCGGAUCACGUUCUGCCCAUCUGCAGGUCCAACUACACAGAGUCCUCUGGAUACAACUAUAACAUUGGCUUGGCGAUGCCGUAUGACAUACUGAAUGGCCCUUAUGUUGGCAUCUGAUGCUCUGUUCUUUUAGGAACAGUUGAACUGGAAAGAUUGGCAUUGGAUUUGCUUUUUUUAAGGUGAUCUGCGUCAUAUUAUCAACAGUUUCAGAAUCGUGCGUUUGGAUGACCCCGUUAAAAUGUAUAGGUUAUGUGGACUAGCACUGUGUGCGUACUAUUGAGCGUAGAAUCAUUUUCUGUCUUUUCAUAUUUUAAUAUACGAUAUUAUAAUAUUAAAUCACAGCGUGAGAAGGAAUACAAGUGAUACAAAAUGA
This is a messenger RNA of Puntigrus tetrazona (Sumatra barb), 2294 nucleotides long. It is a transcript of the gene fbxw8, whose product is annotated as F-box and WD repeat domain containing 8. Gene Ontology annotation, molecular function: protein binding. NCBI's taxonomy places the organism in Eukaryota, Metazoa, Chordata, Actinopteri, Cypriniformes, Cyprinidae. The record is from RefSeq and is a predicted model, not a curated record. Gene Ontology annotation, cellular component: preribosome, large subunit precursor. The transcript has 11 exons. The coding region runs from base 134 to 2038 and encodes 634 amino acids.